This is a messenger RNA of Daucus carota subsp. sativus, 1502 nucleotides long. Its product is annotated as meiotic recombination protein SPO11-2. The transcript is spliced from 12 exons. Gene Ontology annotation, cellular component: nuclear chromosome. The record is from RefSeq and is a predicted model, not a curated record. The coding region runs from base 115 to 1269 and encodes 384 amino acids. Gene Ontology annotation, biological process: meiotic DNA double-strand break formation; meiotic DNA double-strand break processing; reciprocal meiotic recombination. Gene Ontology annotation, molecular function: DNA binding; DNA topoisomerase type II (double strand cut, ATP-hydrolyzing) activity; ATP binding. NCBI's taxonomy places the organism in Eukaryota, Viridiplantae, Streptophyta, Magnoliopsida, Apiales, Apiaceae.
UGAGCCAGAGCCGCAGAGCCCAGAGGGGCUUGAAGCCUAGAACUGUUUUGGAUUUUAAUUAAAAAAAAAUAAUUAAAGUGCGGAAAAUAACCACCAACGUUUUGGCGCGCAAAAAUGGGAGACAAUGAUAUCUGUAAAUCCUCCAUCUUCUUCUCCGAUCAACUCCUCUGCCACGCCGAUAUUCUUCCUCCUUCUCAGGUCCGAGCACGUAUCGAAGUGGCGGUUCUCAAUUUCCUUAAGAUUUUGAACUCUCCUACGACUCCAGCUAUCUCCGAUCUCCCUCUGAUUAGUCGAAAUUCGAAAAACAGCAGAGUGAGUCAAGGACUUUUGACUGAUGGUUCCUGGAUAUUUCUGUCGCAUUCGUUCUGCAUUAGGUCCUUGACGCGAGAAAAUACCUCGAAAUCUUUCAUUCGAGUGUGGAAGGUAAUGGAGAUGUGUUAUCAGAUUUUGGUUCAGGAAAAGAAAGUGACUCAGAGAGAAUUAUUCUACAAAUUACUCUGUGAUUCUUCCGAUUAUUUUAGUUCACAAUUACAGGUCAACAGGACAGUUCAAGAUGUAGUAGCAUUGCUUCGAUGCAGUCGUUAUAGUCUUGGAAUCAUGGCAUCUAGCAGAGGGGCUGUAUCUGGCCGAUUGUUGCUGCAGGAGCCAAGCCGUGAAGUUGUAGACUGUUCAACUUGUGGAUCAUCUGGCUAUGCAAUUACUGGAGACCUGGACUUAUUAGAGAAUCUGCUCAUGAAGACAGAUGCUCGAUAUAUUUUUGUGGUGGAGAAGCAUGCAAUAUUUCAGCGACUAACUGAAGAUCGCGUGUUUAAUCAAAUUCCUUGCAUUUUUAUCACUGCGAAAGGCUACCCUGAUAUAGCCACAAGAUUUUUACUUCAUCGUAUGAGCAGAAUUUUCCCCGACUUGCCUAUUUUAGGAUUGGUUGACUGGAAUCCAGCUGGAUUGGCAAUACUGUGUACCUUCAAAUAUGGGAGCACUGGAAUGGGCUUGGAAGCAUAUAGAUAUGCUUGCAAUGUCAAGUGGCUUGGAUUGAGAAAGGAUGAUCUAGAGCUUAUACCUGAACAAUCUUAUAUACCACUAAAGCCAAGGGAUCUGCAGAUUGCCAAGAGCCUGAUCUCCUCUGACAUCCUGCAGGAUAAUUAUAAAGAAGAAUUGGCUAUCAUGGUUCAGAGCGGUCGAAGAGCGGAAAUUGAAGCUCUCUACAUUCAUGGUUAUGAGUUCUUGGGAAGGUUCUUGGCAAAGAAAAUCGUACAAGCACAUUACAUUUAGUCACAACACUGAGCGUUGGUCAAGGGUCUGGGACCUGGACCCAUAUAUAUAAGCCCCGCAUAUAUAAGCCGGUUACUCUACUUCUACUGCUGCUAGUUGCUGCUUGGUGUAUAUCUAAUAGUGGCAUUGUCACUUCUCUGAUCCACGCGAUGGGGUCAAUUCUCGGUGACUUGCCCUCUUACGACCCCCAUAAUUUCAGUCAAAUUCGACCCUCAGAUCCUUCAAAAUCAUCC